Salvelinus fontinalis (brook trout) is the source of this 743-nucleotide messenger RNA. RefSeq names its product C-X-C motif chemokine 13-like. Gene Ontology annotation, cellular component: extracellular region. The coding region runs from base 47 to 382 and encodes 111 amino acids. The transcript is spliced from 4 exons. Gene Ontology annotation, biological process: inflammatory response; antimicrobial humoral immune response mediated by antimicrobial peptide; neutrophil chemotaxis. The record is from RefSeq and is a predicted model, not a curated record. NCBI's taxonomy places the organism in Eukaryota, Metazoa, Chordata, Actinopteri, Salmoniformes, Salmonidae. Gene Ontology annotation, molecular function: CXCR chemokine receptor binding; chemokine activity.
UCAGUUUCAGUAGACACCAGCCGACCACAGCCAACACAGACUCAAGAUGCCUUUCAAGCCACACUACCUGUUGGUCUCCCUGACUCUCUGCUGGUUCGUGGCUCUUCAAGCAUUCCCCAUGAACGGCUGUGCUGCAUGUCAGAAGUGUCGCUGCAUCCGGACGUCCUCUGCUUUCAUCUCUCCUAGGCAGUUCCACAGGAUAGAGAUCCUACCUCCAGGUGCCCACUGUCGUCAAACAGAGAUCAUCGUUACCAAGAAGGACAAAGCCACCGUCUGUGUGACUCCAGAUGCAAGAUGGAUCAACAAAGUCAUUGCCAAGUUACAAAGAACCAACAAGAAGAAGAGAAGUGCAGAACUUCCCAUCUCAACCACCAUUGAGUGAAUUGGAACAGGAAUGUAUCAAGUUGGAGCUAAAUGGAAAUGUGAUGCCAAUGUGAUACCAAUGUAAUACCAAUGUGAUGCCAAUGUAAUACCAAUGUGAUACCAAUGUGAUACCAAUGUAAUACCAAUGUGAUACCAAUGUAAUACCAAUGUAAUACCAAUGUGAUACCAAUGUAAUACCAAUGUGAUGCCAAUGUAAUACCAAUGUGAUACCAAUGUGAUACCAAUGUAAUACCAAUGUGAUACCAAUGUGAUACCAAUGUAAUACCAAUGUGAUACCAAUGUAAUACCAAUGUGAUACCAAUGUAAUACCAAUGUAAUACCAAUGUGAUGCCAAUGUAAUGCCAAUGUGAUGCCAAUGU